CUCCGUAGUCCAUGGACAUGCACGCGGGAAUGCGUGCUUAGGUCAAGCGCGAAAAGUGGGGGCGCUCCGAUCCGAUCUGCACUGCCUUUGAAGCGGCUACAAAGGGCAGGAGAGUGUGGGGACUUGUCCUGUUGGAGUAGGCCUGGCUCGGUCGGCUAUACUGGCGGUUCUUUGUUUGCAAAAUGUCGUUAGUCCUUCCGUUUCUUCUCGAGCAUAAUUUAUUAUCAAGAACAUUAAUUGCUUCUAUUUGGUUAGACAAUCAUUCUGUUUAGUUUCUUUUUACCUACCUGUGUGUUUUCUUAUUUGCUUGUUCGCUACUACCUAGCUAUAUUGUUGACAUCUAGGUAUAGCGAGCUAGCCAGCUAUUUUUUCUUCACCAAAGACGAAGAUAAGCGAACACGCCAACGACGCAGCUAGCCAGGUUGUUCGAAAAGAUUCCCCCCUGUGGGAGGUGAGGACUGCCAUGAACAACUCCCUGGAGAACACGGUCUCGUUUGAAGAGUAUGUGCGUCUGAAAGCACGCAGUGUGCCACAGCACCGCAUGAAGGAGUUCCUGGAGUCGCUGGCUAACAAGGGCCCUGAGGCACUGCAAGAGUUUCAGCAGGGCUCCACUACCAUGGUGUACCAGCAGGGAACAAACUGCAUCUACACCGACAGCACAGAGGUCGCUGGCUCCCUCCUCGAGCUGGCCUGCCCGGUGCAAGUGCAGGUCCAGCAGUCGCCGCAGCAGCAGCAGCAGCAGCAGCAGGUGACCUCGGCCCAGCUCUCCCCCCAGCUGACGGCAGCAGUGCACCAGGCCUCUGAACAGCAGAUACAAGUACAGGUGCAGAUCCAGGGGCAGCAGCAGGGGCAGACGGUGGGGCAGGUUCUGCAGGUGCCCAGCCCCUCGCAGCAGCAGCAGCAGCUGUCCAGCUCUCAGCUCCAGGCAGUGGCUGCUGCACAGCUGGUGCCGCAUGGAGAGAUCUCUGAGGAGCAGCUGCAGCAGCACCAGCAGAUCCAGGCUCAGCUGGUGGCAGCAGUGGCUGGCGGGCAGCAGAUCCAGAUCCAGACCGUGGGGGCGCUGUCCCCCCAGCAGCAGCAGCAGGGCUCCCCGCGGGAGGGCGAGAGGCGAGCGACCGCGUCCAGCGGGGUCCUGCAGCCCGCCAAGAAGCGCAAGGUGGACAUGCCCAUCACCGUGUCGUACGCCAUCCCCGGGCAGCAGCUGGCCACCGUGCUGGCCAUCCCGCAGGGCGGCCAGCAGCAGAGCUACCUGUCCCUGCGGCCCGACCUGCUGACGGUGGACAGCACUCACCUGUACAGCGCCACGGGCACCAUCACCAGCCCCACGGGCGAGACCUGGACCAUCCCGGUGUACUCGGCGCAGACGCGCGGCGACCUGCAGCAGCAGAACAUCACGCACAUCGCCAUCCCGCAGGAGGCCUACGGGGCCGUGCACGUGGCCGGCUCGCCCACCGACGACAAGGACAAGAUGGUGGUGGCGGGGAAGAUCGCCGUCAGCUCCGCCGCAUCCGCCAUCCCCUCCUCCGCCGUGGUCUCCACGUCGGCGGCCACGCCCGUCUCGGCCGCCCAGGAGGAGGUGGUGCAGACGCUGGCCAACACGCUGUUCCCCGCCCAGUUCAUGAACGGGAACAUCCACAUCCCCGUGGCUGUGCAGGCGGUGGCUGGGGCCUACCCCAACGCCACGCAGUCCGUCCACAUCUGGGACCCCCAGCAGCAGGUGGUCCACACCCAGGGCACCGGGCAGGAGCAGCAGCUGCAGGGUCAGACGGUGCAGGUGGCAGAGGUGGAGACCCAGCCUCAGGCCGCUCCCACCCUGCUGCUGCCCAACACCCUCAAGCCUGAAGAGGGUCUGGAGGUGUGGCGCCUGUGGGCCCAGGGCAAGAACGCCGAACUGGAGAAGGACACCCAGACCAAGCUGGCCCCCAUUGGCCGGCGGCAGCCCCUGCGCUUCCAGGAGGACCUGGUGUCGUGCGCAGUGGCAGAGCUCAACAUUGGCCUGUCUAUGAUGACCCAGGAAGCCCGUGGCAUGGAAGGAGCACCAUUUGAGGCAGAUGUGCUCUACUACGUCUUCCUCUGUAUACAAAAGUACCUGUUUGAGAACGGCCGGGUCGAUGACAUCUUCUCGGACCCCUACUACACACGCUUCUCCCAGUGGCUGCACCGGGUCCUGGACCUGUGGAAGCCGAGUGUCCACCCGCUGGGUAAGGACCUCAGCCUAUGUUAUGUCAUUCCAAGUCACGUGACAGAAGAGAUGCUGUGGGAGUGUAAACAGCUGGGGGCCCACUCUCCCUCCACCCUGCUCACCACCCUCAUGUUCUUCAACACCAAGUACUUCCAGCUGAAGACUGUGGAUCAGCAUAUGAAGGUGGCCUUCUCCAAGAUGCUUCGACAUACUAAGAAGAACCCCUCCAACCCCAAGGACAAGAGCACGAGCAUCCGCUACCUGAAGGGUGUGGGGCUGCAGCAUGUGGGCCAGAAAGUGACCGAUGAUAUGUAUGCAGAGCAGGCCGAGCACCCUGAGAACCCACUGCGCUGUCCCAUCAAGCUCUAUGACUUCUACCUCUUCAAGUGCCCCCAGAGUGUGAAGGGUCGGAACGACACCUUUUACCUUACGCCUGAGCCCGUCGUGGCCCCCAACAGUCCCAUCUGGUACUCCACCCAGCCAAUCACGCGCGAGCAACUGGAGCACAUGCUGACACGCAUCCUCAUGGUGCGAGAGAUCCAAGAGGCCAUCUCCAUGGUAGCAGGGAACAUGCAAUAGGGGGGAGAGGAGGGCCUGACAUGGACCAUGCAUUCUUUCUCUUUUUUUCCUCUGUCCCCUGCUUUCCCUCAAACAUCUUUUUGUCUUCUCCAGAGAGAAACUGAGGAGACGACAGACAUAGUUACAUAUACACACGUAUUCAUGACCCUCUGAACUGCCAAGCGCCAAAUUAGCUUCUCUCCCUGAGAAACACAAAGAACAGUUCUUUUUGUUUUUUUCUAAGUUGUCUUUUUUUAAAAUGAUAAAUUCUUAUAUUUUCUUUAGUUUUGCAAGAGAGCCUUGUCAGAGAGUACUUAAAAUAUUCUAUCAGCCAGGAGUACAGGGCCUGUAUAUACCCAGCCCAUCUGUACCCUUCAGGGAGAGUCGAGGGACAUUUACCUGAAAUUUAGGCGUUUGAUUCCUUUUAUUUUUUAUUUUUUUCCCCUAAAAAUUUCCCUCAUUGAUUCAUUGGACAUGGAGGUUGACUGACCACAAAGCUCGUAAGCAUCUACUCUUAAGGUCUUCUCACCUUUUCUGGUUUUUCUUUCUUUGCCUUCUUGCCUCUUACCCUCCCCUCUCCAUAUCCCACACUAUCGUCUUUCUUCUUUUCUCUCACAAUCUUCCUUUCCCUCUCUCUCUCUCUCUCUCUCUCUCUCUCGCUCUCUCUCGCUCUCGCUCUCUCUCUCUGUCUCUGCCUUUUCUCUCGAUUGCUGAAGACCACGCAGUUGUACCAGGCCACAGAGGCCGUGAGUGCGUGCCGCUCUGCCCAGACAGACCAACAGAUGGACAAACAGGAGUAUGGGCCUCGCUAGGGCAGAAACCCUGUUUAGGAGCUAGUGAGCUGAAAAGGGAAUGGUGCUGAAGGAUUUCCUUGGCCAGAGCAAGGACAGUCAAGAAGUGGCGUCAGUCAAGAAAUACUUUGUGUACAAGAAAUGGACUGUCAAAUCUGCAGCGAACACCAGGGGGCACUGUCUUUCACUUGUGAUCAUUUAUAUGGGAAAAAUUUAAAAAUGAUAUAAAAUGUAAGGACUCACUGCAGAUUUACCCUUUUCCCAACUGGCCCAGCCCCUUACCCAGAGCCUGCACCAUCCCAGGAUGUUUUCUGGCAUUGAGCUGGGCUGCUGAACUGCAUUGUAACAUAAACACACUUGUAUUAUAUAUGAUAAAAAACAAACAAGACCACUCUUUUUUUUUUUUGUUUUCUUAUUUUGUUUUUAUUUUUUCCAUCUCUAUAUCUAUUGUAUGUAUUGGUAUUGUAGUCGUUUAUGGAGAAUGGCGACGCACGUGCUUUCAAACAUGCCUUUUGUACAGUGA
This is a messenger RNA of Conger conger (European conger), 4054 nucleotides long. RefSeq names its product transcriptional regulator QRICH1-like. The coding region runs from base 464 to 2761 and encodes 765 amino acids. The record is from RefSeq and is a predicted model, not a curated record. The transcript has 12 exons. NCBI's taxonomy places the organism in Eukaryota, Metazoa, Chordata, Actinopteri, Anguilliformes, Congridae.